CAGUUUAAAUGUGUCAGUUGUCUUAUUUGACGUUUAAGAUUAACCCCCAAACAAAAAAAAGAAACAUUAGUGUUUAAAAAAGAAAAAUGUCUUAUAGCGUUAAUAUAUCAGUUGAAGCACCUAUUGAAAAUCAAAUACAAGAAAUAACAUAUGACGGGACAGAAAUAUAUCAACCUCCUUUAACUUUAUCCGAAAGUCUUGCGAAGUAUGCCCAAAAAAUAGAUUUUAGUAAAACUUCAGAAUUAGAUGUGAAAAAAGACGAAUCCAACGAAGACGCUAAAUCAGAUACUGAUAGCAAAGACGCUUUUCAGUCUUCAUUAUGGCCAUGGGAUUCUGUAAGAAAUAAAUUACGAAGUGCUUUACAGGAAAUAGGCGUUUUAGCUGAUGUCCUAGCAAUAUCUAAAGACAAGAGAUAUUUAGUGCUUGAUCCUGUCCAACAGGAACCAUUGGAAACUAAACCGAUGGUACAAAUUUAUGCAAGAAAAAAAGCAUUAGCAGGCGCAGCUAGCGUACUUCUGGCUGGAGCUGAAAAAAUGAAAAAUUCACAAAACGAAACAGCAAGGAGUCGCACAACUUUGGAUUUUCAUAUAGAACUUUUAAGGUUAAGGCAAAACUGGCGAUUAAAAAAAGUAUCAAACACAAUUAUAGGUGAUUUAAGUUAUCGAACCACCGGCUCCAAAUAUUUACAAACUGGAACAUUUGAGGUAACCAAAGCUGAAGAGGACGAAAAAGGAAUUAGUCCUCCAAGCAGCCCAUUACCAGGAGGAUCUGCUCCUUUAAAACCUACUAGUGCUUUAAGAGUAUCCAUACCUACUGAACUACAGGGUGUUGCUUAUAUUGAAGUUCUAUGUCAGAAAGAUCAAGAAGACCUUUGUAGCGCUAAUCUAUGCAUGCUAGGUUCGGGUCCACCACCUUCGAACCCAGAUAUGCAUUGGCAACAAAAACUUGAAGCUGCCCAAAAUGUCCUGUUUUGUAAGGAAUUGUUCAACCAGUUAGCCAAAGAGGCAGUUCAAUUACAAGCUCCUAUUCCACAUAUGGUUGUCGGUAACCAAAUUAUGGCAACAGUUCUUCCAGGAAUUCAGUUGAUCAUCGGAUUGAGACAUUCUACUUCUGGUGAUAAAAAGCAACCGAAUCCGCCACCUUCUAAAAGCGAUCACGAUCACGUUUUAGAACAUUCGUUGCAUCAACUUCUUAGAGAAGUACAUCAUAAAAAUACACAUCAUCCGUUUCCGCAUCCAGCUACAGGACCGUUAGGACCGUCAAAAAAAAGGAUGUUGGCAGGUCCAAUGGCAGCCGAUCGUUAUGAACUACUCGAAAUGACAAAAACUCAAACACUUUUAGAGCAGAUAGUUCAACAAGCACAGCAUUUUAUAAUGAGAAUGCGAACGGAAUACGUCUUAGAUACAAUCGCAAAAGAAGUAAAAGAUCCAUUAAUUACCUCACAUUGGAAUACAUUGAACAGUCCGACUCAAUCUUGUGUGAAAAUUCACAUAUCAACUCAUGGGUAUGAUGCUGUUUGUAGGACUCCGCUGAUUAUACACGUUGGGCAAAAAAAUCUGAAAUGCAUUUGUAGAGAUGGGAAAGUGAUGAACAUGAGUUACGAACCUCAAGAAUUGCGAGAUUUGAUUUUUUGUCACAUUAAUCAGCAUCAGAUUUUAGCGGUACAGGCAUUGGCGAAGACGAUGGGUUGGCAGGCAUUAGGAAAUUCCAACCAUUUAGGUACCGGAACAGUCGAACCACUAGGUAACGCUAGCUCUUGUCUUCUAUCAUCGCCUACAGGAGAUAGAAUAAUAGCGGUACGUUGCGAACCAUCCACCGGUACCCAAGUAUCAGUAGCCCAUUCACCACGAACCGACUUUUUUCCUAGUAGACUAGUAACCGAAAGAAAAUGGGAACAUUUAGGAGGACAAUUCAGAGACGUAAGAUUAGAUAAGAUGGAGGGAAGAAACUUUUUACAUAAAAUGGAACUGCUCAUGGCUAGUUUGACUAGUAGUUCUUAAGUUUUGUUUUUACUAAAAGUAUCGAUAUUAUAGAUAAUUCGUAAAAUCGAUUCAAAUUUAUCAUUUUAUUCCUUGUUGACAAAAAAAAAAUAGUAUUUUGGGAUCUUAAGUCAAAAGGAAGGGAACUAACUUGCUAAAAAAUUUUUUUUAUCCAUGUAUAGAUACUUUCAUAUAUUUUCGAUGAUUUUCUAGGAAAUUCGAAAUAUUUCAUUCCUUGUUUAUUGAUAUUAUCCUUUCUUGAAUAUACCUGGUAAGGGAUGAAGUGGACGAAUAAUUUUAAAAAUAUUCUCAGUAUUCUCAAAUUUUGGUAUCAUUGUUCAAAAAUAACACAAACCUCGUCAAAAUAUCCGUUUAAUUUUAUCUGUGAAAUGUAAUUGAUAUUUUGACAUAAAUCGAUUUAAUAAUCAAAUAAAAUGUCAAAUUUAAUUAUAAACUGUAUGUUAUUGGUCAGAUAUGACAUUCUCAAUUGUCUAGUUCUGUGAUUAGUCUGUCAUGUAUUUAUUUGACUUUAUCAUAGACAAAGUGAAUUUGACUACAACUCUUGAGAAUAUUUUUAAUAUCUCCCAAAUGUUGGUAUCCCAGAUUCGUGAAGAAUAUUUUGACAUGGAUCGAUUUAAUAAACGGAUGAAGUGUCAAAUUUAAUUGUAAACUAGUUGGUCAUUGGUCAGAUGUGACAUUCUCAAAUUUCUAAUUCUGUGAUUCAUUUAUCAUGGAUUGAUGUCUAGGCUUUACCGUAGACAUAAGAUCUGUGACAAAAAAACUCUUGUAAAUAUUUUUAAUAUCUGGAAACAUUGGUAUCCCCAAUUCACAAUAAAACAACUCUCAUCAAAAAAAUUUCUUCAAUUUUCUAAAUUAAAGUCAAAAGUAACAUUAACUUACUUUUACUAAUUCCACAUUUUCUCCGUCUGUGAUUGGUGCAGUUAAUAUUUUGACAUGGUUCGAUUAAAUAAUCGGAUGAAGUGUCAAAUUUAAUGUAAAAUGAUUGGUCAUUGGCUAGAUUUCUACCUUUAUGAUUCGUGUAUCAUGGAUUUUUAUUGGUUCCAUAUUUUUCCCGUUGUGAUUAAUGCAAUUAAUAUUUUGACAUGAAUCGAUUUAAUAAUCGAAGAAGUGUCAGAUUAAUGUAAACUGAAUGAUCAUUGGUCUAAUUUUACGUUCUCAAUGUUCUAACUCUGUGAUUCGUUGAACCAUAGAUUACUUUCUAAUCUUCAAGAUGGUUUCCUUUUCCUUGGUGGUUUUGUACAUAAGUUUUAUCUAUGGAAUGUAAACAAUUUGACAUUGACAAGACAAAUGUUCAUAACCUUAAUUUAAUGUAUAAUGAAAUUACUGACAACCCGUUACAAGAAUAUGUUUUGAAAAUAAUUCAGUUAGAUAAAAACCACUUAUCCCAGUUAACGAGUGUUCCAAAUAGUAUACAGUAUGGGAAAAAAAGUUGCGGCAGGAUUCGUGAUAUUCAGAUUAUCUAAAACAAUAGAAUAUCUACUUCUCCAAACGUCGUAUGGAAUAAAUCACUGGACACCUCCAAAAGGUCAUGUCGAUCCAGGUGAAACGGAUGUAAUGGUAACAGCAUUUAGAGAAACUCUCGAAGAAUCCGGAUUACAUGAGGAAGAUCUGGAGAUAUAUAAGGAUUGCAAAAAAAUAUUGAACUACCAAGUAAAUGGAAAACCCAAAGAAGUUCAUUACUUUUUAGCAAAACUUGUUAAUCCUAAAGCGGAAGUAAAGUUGUCUAAUGAACAUCAAGAUUUUAAAUGGUUAGAAAUUGGUGAGGCUUGUCGCAUUGUGGGAUACGAAGAUAUGCAAUCAACUCUUAAAGAAUUUAAUGAGUAUAUUAUCAAAACAAACAAUAAUUUAAGUAAAUAAAUAAAAUUCAUCUAUGUUACAACAUAUA
This is a messenger RNA of Diorhabda carinulata, 3885 nucleotides long. It is a transcript of the gene MED17, whose product is annotated as mediator of RNA polymerase II transcription subunit 17. Gene Ontology annotation, cellular component: mediator complex; core mediator complex. Lineage: Eukaryota; Metazoa; Arthropoda; Insecta; Coleoptera; Chrysomelidae. The transcript is spliced from 9 exons. The coding region runs from base 87 to 2000 and encodes 637 amino acids. Gene Ontology annotation, molecular function: transcription coregulator activity. The record is from RefSeq and is a predicted model, not a curated record. Gene Ontology annotation, biological process: regulation of transcription by RNA polymerase II.